AUGGGAAAACUUUUGACUGUAUUGAUAAUAACUAGCUACUUAUCUUCGAAGGUGAUUCAACCUUUUGACUGUUUAAAAGGUGUAGACGAGAGUAUCAAUGCAAAACAUAAAGAAGAGCCUAAGAAGGUGACGUGUAAAGGGGAUGAAGUAUUUAACAAAGGUGGGCCAGUUCUGGAGUUACUACAUGAUGUGGGUCCUAGUGGGCCAAAUGUUGUGAGAUCUUGUUUGGAAGGCCCAAAUUCAUUAGAUAGGGCCUGUAGGAUUUUGAAAAAGGAUAGGCCCAUUAGAAGAAAGACAAGGGAAGUUAGUGACUUGGGGGAAAAGUGGAAUUUCUUCCAUCUUUUUACGCUUGUUUGGCUCCAAGAAGAUCUGGAGCUAAUUCAGGAACAUCGAAGGAUAAUUUGA
This is a messenger RNA of Vicia faba (fava bean), 405 nucleotides long. NCBI's taxonomy places the organism in Eukaryota, Viridiplantae, Streptophyta, Magnoliopsida, Fabales, Fabaceae. The record is from the annotation of a GenBank genome assembly.